CGGGACUAGAGCGUUGUUUUGGUGUCCUUAAUGCUAUAGAAUUCUCUCCAGGCCACAACGCUUUCUCUCACACCAGGUGUUCGGAUGGCGUCGGAUGAAGUAGCGAAAUUGGCCGAGUCCCUGGCCAAGACCCAGGUAGCGGAGGGGGAGCUGAGUUACAAGGGACAGGGGCUGAAAUUGGACAACGCUCAGUCAGUUGAGGGGAUAGUGAGAGACAUUCGGGAGUUCCAGGGUCUUCGGGCUCUGAGGCUGGAGGGAAACACAGUUGGUGUAGAGGCAGCUCAGGCCAUCGCCAAAGCCCUGGAGGACAAGAAUGACUUCCAGUGCUGUUACUGGAGUGACAUGUUUACUGGUCGUCUGCGCUCUGAGAUCCCUCCUGCUCUGAACUCUCUGGGCGAUGCGCUGAUGAUGGCCGGGGCGAAGCUCAGGGUUCUGGACCUUAGCGAUAACGCGUUUGGUCCGGACGGAGUGAGAGGGAUCGAGAAGCUACUCAAGAGCGCCGCCUGCCACACGCUGCAGGAACUGCGACUCAAUAACUGUGGCAUGGGGAUCGGCGGAGGGAAGAUCUUGGCAGCUGCUCUGACAGAGUGUCAUAAACAGUCCAGUGCUCUUGGCGCCCCCCUCAGGCUGAAGGUGUUCAUUGCAGGCAGAAACAGGCUGGAAAACGAUGGGGCCACUGCACUGGCACAGGCCUUUCAGCUGAUGGGGAGUUUAGAGGAGAUCCACAUGCCCCAGAAUGGAAUUAAUCACCCGGGAGUGACAGCUCUGGCCAGUGCCAUUCAAUGCAACCCUCAGCUGCGUGUCCUCAACCUCAACGAUAACACCUUCACCAAGAAAGGAGCCAUCGCUAUGGCACAGGCUCUGAAACACUUGCGCAGUGUCCAGGUGAUUAAUUUUGGUGACUGUCUGGUGCGAUCUGAGGGAGCUCUGGCCAUAGCAGAAGCUGUCAGAGAUGGACUACCACUACUGAAGGAGUUGAAUCUGUCGUUUGGUGAGGUCACAGAGGAGGCUGCUCUGGCUGUAGCUCAUGCAGUUCAGGACAAAAAGGACCUGGAGAAACUGGACCUGAACGGUAACAGUCUGGGUGAAGAUGGCUGUGACAGACUCAGAGAGACUAUGGACAGUAUGAAUAUGGGAGAUGUGCUGGGCUCUCUGAGUGAUGAUGAGGGAGAGCCAGAUGAGGAUGAGGAUGAUGAAGAGGAGGACGAGGAAGAUGAAGAUGAAGAAGACGAUGAAGAUGUAGAUGAAGAAGAGGAGGAGGAAGAGGAGGAGGGAGAGGAAGAGGAAAGCGGACUGAAUCAGGUGUCGACUCCACCAAGCCAGCGACCCCCGGAUGUGUCCUCCUUCCUCAGUUUCCCCUCCCCAGACAAACUACUGCGACUAGGAGACAGGAGAGCCAUGCUCAUCCAACAGCAGGUGGAUGCAGCGGACGUGGGGAAGACAGUGGAGGCCUUCUUAAAGAUCUCCUCUGUGUAUAAGGAGGAGGACGUGGCCGUCAGGACGGCUGUGCUGGAAAGCAUCGAUGCAGUGUUGAAUAAAUCCUUCUCCACUCCCUCCUUCAACACCUUUGGCUUCAUCUCCUCAUUACUCGUCAUGCUGGGACUGCUCAAGAGCGAGGAGAAGGUGAAGCCCGUGCGCGUGGUCUCCGGUCACCUCCAGUGUUUGGAACACGCCGUGCGACAGGAUUACUUUCCCUCUGAACACGUCGCCAUCUUACACGCCUUCAUGUCCCGACAGAGUAAGGUGAUGGAGUCCUGUGUCAGUGCGCGAGAUUCCUUGAGAUCCACACUCCAGAGCAUCAGACCAGAGAGUUAAGAGUCUCCCUCACGCUCGUCUGUUUUCAUCCCCUUUUAUCACUGAACACAUCUGGACACACCUGAACCCUCAACACCGGAGCCCUCAACACCGCCACAGCUUCCCGCCAGUGCCUGCCGUCAACACGCUGAACACACAAAGGAACAAACAACCUCAACCGUGUAAUCUGACUGCAAACCCCCUCUGCCUCCUAAUCUCAUUAAAAAAGCCCUUUUAAUACUAAAUCGGAUGAGAUUAGAGUAAGGUUAGUCCAACAGACUUUCAGGUUGAUUUGAAACGGCUCCGGACAGAAACAUAAACUCGUCUCAUCGGCGACCCCUUGUGGAUAUUGGACUCAUGACGCCAUCAGAAACAGACUGGUUUUCCUGUAACAAUAU
Chanos chanos (milkfish) is the source of this 2192-nucleotide messenger RNA. RefSeq names its product RAN GTPase activating protein 1a (gene rangap1a). The transcript is spliced from 16 exons. The record is from RefSeq and is a predicted model, not a curated record. Gene Ontology annotation, molecular function: GTPase activator activity; small GTPase binding. Gene Ontology annotation, cellular component: perinuclear region of cytoplasm; nucleus; cytosol. The coding region runs from base 85 to 1815 and encodes 576 amino acids. NCBI's taxonomy places the organism in Eukaryota, Metazoa, Chordata, Actinopteri, Gonorynchiformes, Chanidae. Gene Ontology annotation, biological process: signal transduction; nucleocytoplasmic transport; activation of GTPase activity.